CCUGCCGCGCAGGUUUGGGUGAGAGGCGAUCGCGGCCGGGGAGCGCGGCGGGAGCGGCUGGAGCGGCAUCAGCAGCAUCGGAGCGGCGAGAGCGAGAGCGCCAUGCUCGCCAACGCGGCCACCAUGCGGAUCCUCAUCAAGGGGGGGAAGGUGGUGAAUGAUGACUGCACCCUGGAGGCUGAUGUCUACAUCGAGAAUGGCAUCAUCCAGCAAGUGGGCCGUGAGCUAAUGAUCCCUGGUGGGGCCAAGGUCAUCGAUGCUACUGGCAAGCUCGUCAUCCCAGGUGGCAUUGACACCAGCACCCACUUCCACCAGACCUUCAUGAAUGCCACCUGCGUGGAUGACUUCUACCACGGCACCAAGGCAGCCCUGGUGGGAGGCACAACGAUGAUCAUUGGCCACGUCCUGCCCGACAAGGAGACCUCACUGCUGGAUGCCUAUGAGAAAUGCCGCAGCCUGGCUGACCCCAAGGUCUGCUGCGACUAUGCCCUGCACAUGGGCAUCACUUGGUGGGCACCCAAGGUGAAGGCAGAGAUGGAAACACUGGUGAGGGAGAAGGGGGUGAACUCCUUCCAGAUGUUCAUGACCUACAAGGACCUGUACAUGCUGCGGGACAGCGAGCUCUACCAGGUCUUCCGGGCUUGCCGUGAUAUCGGUGCCAUCGCCCGUGUCCAUGCUGAGAAUGGCGAGCUGGUGGCUGAGGGAGCGAAGGAGGCACUGGAUCUGGGCAUCACGGGGCCGGAGGGAAUUGAGAUCAGCCGGCCCGAAGAGCUGGAAGCUGAAGCCACACAUCGUGUCAUCACCAUUGCCAACAGGACCCACUGCCCUGUCUACUUGGUGAACGUUUCCAGCAUGUCUGCGGGUGAUGUGAUCGCUGCUGCCAAGAUGCAAGGGAAGGUGGUGUAUGCAGAGACGACCACGGCACACGCCACGCUCACCGGCCUGCACUACUACCACCAGGACUGGUUCCACGCUGCUGCCUACGUCACUGUGCCACCCUUGCGCCUGGACACCAACACCUCGGCCUACCUCAUGAGCCUGCUUGCCAACGACACGCUGAACAUUGUGGCCUCUGACCAUCGACCCUUCAGCACCAAGCAGAAGGCCAUGGGAAAGGAGGACUUCACCAAGAUCCCCCAUGGUGUCAGCGGGGUGCAGGACCGCAUGAACAUCAUCUGGGAGCGAGGCGUGGUUGGCGGCAAGAUGGAUGAGAAUCGCUUUGUGGCUGUGACCAGCUCCAAUGCUGCCAAGAUCCACAACCUGUACCCCCGCAAGGGCCGGAUCAUCCCUGGCGCCGAUGCUGAUGUGGUGGUCUGGGACCCUGAAGCCACCAAGACUAUCUCAGCCAGCACCCAGGUGCAGGGUGGCGACAUCAACCUGUACGAGAACAUGCGGUGCCAUGGAGUGCCCCUGGUCACCAUCAGCCGUGGGCGAGUGGUCUAUGAGAAUGGUGUCUUCAUGUGUGCCGAGGGCACCGGCAAGUUCUGCCCACUCCGCUCCUUCCCAGACUCUGUCUACAAGAAGCUGGUGCAGCGAGAGAAGAGUUUAAAGCUGCGGGGUGUGGAUCGCACCCCGUACCUGGGGGACGUGGCCGUGGUUGUGCAUGCUGGGAAAAAAGAGACUGGGACACCCUUGGCCGAUACGCCCACCCGGCCUGCCACACGACACGGGGGCAUGAGGGACCUCCACGAGUCCAGCUUCAGCCUCUCCGGUUCUCAGAUCGAUGACCACGUUCCAAAGCGAGCUUCGGCCCGGAUUCUCGCUCCCCCCGGAGGCCGGUCGAGCGGCAUUUGGUAAAGCCGGGGACCUGUCCCCCAACUGAGGACCAGGCACCAGCCUCACGCCGUCCCCCAUCCCGGGACCCCGGCUCCGGCGGGGCUCCCCUCGCAUCGGGAGAGGGGGGCCCUGCCCGGCCCCCGUCCUGCCGUGAUAGCCGGUAGCCGUGUGCGGUGGGCCGGGGGCCGUGACCCGGCCGGAGGGGACAGGGGGCAGCGAGUGGCUCUGCCCCGGCCCUUUUCUGUUUGCACGUUGGGUUUGGAUCAGUGAAUUUUUGACUUGUUUGUGCAUCACGUGGAAAUACUCUGAAGUGGUUUGUGUCACUAGCGUUAGGGGAGAAGCAGGGACCCCCCACCCCUGCUCCGGGCUGACCCCCUCCAGCCCUGCACCCACCCUCAGCCCCCACCCCAGCCCUUCCUACGCCCCGAGAGCAUCAUCCUGACAUGAAUGCGCCUGGUCGUGGGGCUGGCAUCUCCCUGCUGGCACACGUGUGCACACACCCAUGCAGCUGGUCGUGCAUGGUGCCGGCAGGCUCCUUACUGCUGCACGUGUGCACACGUGUGUCACACCACACAUGGUCUCAGUGAGGUGUUCCUGGUACACCCAUGUGCAUCCCCCUGUGCCAGAUGCUGGCAGGCUUCUCACCGUGCCCUAUGUGCACACAUGUGCCAUGCUGUCCAUGAUCUCAGUGAGAUGUCUGUUGCACACCUGUGCAUCCCACCAAGUGAGAUGCCAGCAGGCUGCUCGCUGUGCCACAGGUUUGCACACAUCUGUCACACUGUGUGUUUUCUCAGUGGGAUGGUGGUGUCAGACAUGUGCCUGUGCAUCCUUCUUCCAUGCAAGGUGCCACACCUGCCACAUCAUGUAUGGCUUCAGUGAGACAUUCAUAGAACACACACAUGCACCCCUCUGGGUGAGGUGCCAGCAGACUCUUUACUCUGCCUCUUCUGUCUCAACACAUGUGCCAUGCCAUCCCUGGAGAUGUUCAUAGCAAACAUGUAUGCACACAGGACCUCCUCAGCAGUGAGUGCCUGUUUCAUAUCAUGCCAGCGUACCCCUCACCUCCACCCCUUGAUGCCAGGAUCCCCGAGGAUCCUGAGCACCCACAGUAGGCAAUGACAGUGGAGUGUGGGUCAGUAGAUGUCAGUGGGAUGCGGGUCAAGGGGUGCAGGUUGUGGUGCUCAUGACCCCAGGAGAAAGGGGUCCCCAUCAUCCCCCUCCAUGCACCCACUUGCCAACCCAGCUGUCCCCGGGAUAGUGUCAGAUGUGAGUUGUCCCUUGUGCACUUUUCCCCUAGAUGGUCCCUGUAGGUGUGCAGUGGGGGGAGCCGGGUGGGCACAGCCCGGGGCUGGGGGGGGGGGUGUCCUGCCCACCCCUGGGUAGUUCCUAUUGACCGUUUUAGGAUCCUGCAGUACGUUUCUGUUUGCUCAAUAAAGA
Dryobates pubescens (Downy woodpecker) is the source of this 3213-nucleotide messenger RNA. RefSeq names its product dihydropyrimidinase like 5 (gene DPYSL5). Gene Ontology annotation, molecular function: hydrolase activity, acting on carbon-nitrogen (but not peptide) bonds, in cyclic amides. NCBI's taxonomy places the organism in Eukaryota, Metazoa, Chordata, Aves, Piciformes, Picidae. Gene Ontology annotation, cellular component: cytosol; cytoplasm. The transcript is spliced from 13 exons. Bases 103 to 1797 code for a protein of 564 amino acids. The record is from RefSeq and is a predicted model, not a curated record.